Raphanus sativus (radish) is the source of this 1237-nucleotide messenger RNA. Its product is annotated as heat stress transcription factor B-2a. The transcript has 2 exons. Gene Ontology annotation, cellular component: nucleus. Gene Ontology annotation, molecular function: DNA-binding transcription factor activity; RNA polymerase II cis-regulatory region sequence-specific DNA binding. The record is from RefSeq and is a predicted model, not a curated record. Bases 205 to 1077 code for a protein of 290 amino acids. Gene Ontology annotation, biological process: regulation of transcription by RNA polymerase II. NCBI's taxonomy places the organism in Eukaryota, Viridiplantae, Streptophyta, Magnoliopsida, Brassicales, Brassicaceae.
GGGGAAGAGGGGAAUAAACAUGCAGAGGAAGUUUCCUGAAGCAGCUUCUCGACCUUCUUAUGUCUUCUUCUUUUUCUUUUAAACACUCCCAUCAUAUUCUAUCCUCCCUCAUUAUUAUUACUAUUCUAUCUUCUUCUUUCGUGACUCUCAGGGGACACGCUCUAUCUUCUCGUUCUUUCGUUUUACAAGCCAAUCUUAAACAACAUGGUUAGCGAUAACGGUGACGCGAUGAUUGUCGAGUCUCAGAGAUCUGUUCCGACGCCGUUUCUCACCAAGACUUUUAACCUCGUCGAAGAUCCUUCCAUCGACGACGUCAUCUCCUGGAACGAAGACGGUUCCUCCUUUGUCGUCUGGAACCCGACUGACUUCGCUAGGGACUUGCUUCCUAAACACUUCAAACACAACAACUUCUCCAGCUUCGUCCGUCAGCUCAACACUUACGGUUUCAAGAAAGUAGUCCCUGAUCGGUGGGAGUUUUCGAAUGAUUUCUUCAGGAGAGGAGAGAAACGUCUCCUCAAAGAGAUCCAGCGUCGGAAGCUGACCCCACAAGCAGCUGUUGCUCCGCCUUCUGAAGCGGCGGCGGCGGGUCAGAGAGUUCUGACGGCGAAAACGGUCGUGUCUCCGUCGAGUUCUGCGGAAGAUCAAGCGGUGUCUCCGUCGUGGAACUGUCAAACCGGAAACGGCGGCGGUCUGUCCGUUGAGCUGUUGGAAGAGAACGAGAAGCUUCGGAGUCAGAACAUCCAGCUUAACCGUGAGCUCGCACAGAUGAAGUCUCUCUGCGAUAACAUCUUCAGCCUCAUGUCUACCUACUCAGGAUCUCCUCCUGAUGAGAACCGUUCUUCUCCGGGAGCUAGCACCAGUCGCGAAAGGAUGAAAGCGGUGGAGUUUUUCCCGGGGAAGACGGAGGCUGCUGAGGAAGAAGCGAGUCAUAGGCUAUUCGGUGUUUCGAUAGGGCUGAAACGGACGAGAAGCGAAGGCGUUCAGGUGAAGGCGGUUGUGGGAGAGAGAUCCGGGGAGAAGGAGGAGACGCCGUGGCUAAGACACUGCAAUAGGACCAAUCAGAGAGUCUGUAAUUGAACGGUUAGGAUUAUCGGGUGUGCGCGAAGUAGAGGAUCAGAGAGCUUUUAGACAAUAGAGGCACGUGUCUCGUCUGUUUCAAGAAGUUUCAUCAAUCUUGACUUCUUCUCUAACAUGUUGUCUUUAUUAAUAUAUAUAAACGCUCUUUUUCAGUUUUCUA